This is a messenger RNA of Linum trigynum, 2776 nucleotides long. The record is from the annotation of a GenBank genome assembly. NCBI's taxonomy places the organism in Eukaryota, Viridiplantae, Streptophyta, Magnoliopsida, Malpighiales, Linaceae.
UACAAACCAACGUUUUACAAACAUUUGAUGUAGUGUUACAAAUCAUCUAUUGACAUGUAAAAAUUAUUUGUAAACUAUACACCCAUAAUUAGGGGUGUCAAUUGGUGUGGUUGUUAUUAACAUCAUCGUUUAGGGUGAUUAUAUGUACCCGCUUUUGGGCAGAUAUGCGUAUUGUAGCUGCACCGCGUGCAGUUACCCAUCAACUGCAUAAAGUGCGUAGCAGUUACCCACAUAUAUCGAGUGGUCAGAAUGUGGUGCGACGAGCAACAAUGGGCGGAUGGAGAUGGGGUAGCAUGGCGAUGCGCCGAUGCAAAUGGAGAAGGGAUGGUGAUGUUGUUGGGUAGUCGAAGCGCGCCAAGAUGCACAAAAAAACAAAGCAUCGAUGGCGAAUUCUUCUUCCUUCCUGGUUGGAGCGGCAGAGCGCCAAGAUACAACAGCAUCACAACAACAACAACAACAACAACAGACUCUUCCUCAAUUCCAGUUGGAGCGGUGAAAAUGUCGAGAUGCAACAACGAUGAAUUGGAACCCUAGAAAUUAAAACAGGUGGGUGGAAGCUUUCCCUUCGUCGAGCUGGAACAGCCGAGAGGAAAACAAGUUGGGCCAAAUUCGGGAUUCGAAAUUGAAGGUUAGAGUGUUUAUUCGUACUGGGUCGAAAUUAGUAGGUACGGUUAACCACAACCACAAAUCGCAAAACAAGUCAUAUCACUAAUCGUGCCCAUUUAAGUAACCUCUUAUGUGGUGUGCGGGUGCUGUUUGGUUACGGUUAACUCCGAAAAACUAUUCUUUGUCAGAGGACUCUAUUCUACCCAAUGACAUUUCUUCCAUCAAAGUCCCAAAGGAAUGAGUUUUAUAAUUACCUAAAAUGGCAUUAUGCUAAAGUGCGCUCCUGUUUGGCACCAACAAAUCCAUCCAUUCCUAGUCAGUUUGGGGCAAGCGACCAAAUGUUUGGCAAGUCCCAAUCCAUUAAAGGGCCAGCCAUCCAAUCAGUUAGCUGUUCUCUUUGUCUUGUUCUUCGUCGGCCUGGUGCUUCAUUUCGUCAAAUCGCUUCGUCGCAGGGUGGAAAUAGAGUAAUAAGACGAUCCAACAUUUCCCAUUCUCCCUGCCAAUCGCCAACAAACAAUGGCGGAUCAACAUCAGAAGCGGAUAGCCAUAAUCGGAGCAGGAAUCAGCGGCCUCCUGGCCUGCAAAUACGCCCUCUCAAAAGGGUUCCAACCCACGGUCUUCGAAUCCCAAAAUGGCGUCGGAGGAGUCUGGAGAAGGACCCUGUCAACCACCAAGCUCCAGAAUUCCAAACCCACCUUCCAGUUCUCCGACUUCCCCUGGCCGGACUCCGUCACCGUCGAGUUCCCGACUCACAAUCAAGUCCUCGACUACCUCCAGGCCUACGCCGACCGAUUCCAACUCGCUCAGCACAUCAAAUUCAACGCCAAAGUCGUUGGCAUCGACUACAGGGGAGUGGCAGAGGAGGAGAUGGAAGGCUGGCACCUCUGGGGUGGUAACGGCGAGGGUUUCGGAUGCAGAGGAGGGAGAUGGGAAGUUGAAGUUGCGGGCACCGGUUCAUCGGAGAGUGAAGUUUACGAAGCCGAUUUUGUUGUGCUCUGCUUGGGGAAGUUCAGCGACGUACCGAAUUUUCCACAGUUUGCUUCAGGACAGGGGCCUGAAGCGUUUCAGGGGAAGGUGAUUCAUUCGAUGGAGUAUUCCGAUUUGGAAGCAGAGGAGGCUCGGAAUUUAGUGAAAGGGAAGAGAGUUACUGUUGUAGGUUUCCGGAAAACGGCUCUGGAUAUAGCAAUGGAGUGCUCUGAAACUAACGGGAAGGAAAAUCCGUGCAGGGUAUUGUACAGAACAGAGAGAUGGAGCUUCCCCGAUUGGUUUCCGCCAUUGCCAUACCUAUGUUUUACUCGAUUCGCAGAGCUCUUGAUUCACAAACCUGGAGAAGGUGUCUUUCUCAGUAUUCUCGCCACACUUCUUUCCCCAAUUAGAUGGGCAGUCUCCAGAUUGGUGGAAAGUGUGGUCAAGAGCAAGCAUCCAUUGGCCAAACACGGGAUGAUUCCAAAGCAGAGCUUUCUCCAGGAUUUUAGCACGUGUCUUCUGGCGAAACUUCCUGAGAAGUUCUACGACAGGGUCGAAGAAGGAAGCAUCGUGUUGACGAAAGCUCGGAACUUUACUUUCUGUAAAGAAGGGAUCAAAGUCGAAGACGAUCAGCCUCCAUUGGAGACCGAUUUGGUGAUACUGGCAACAGGUUUCAAAGGCGGAAAGAAGGUGAAAGACAUAUUUGGAUCGAAAUUCUUCCGGCGAAGUGAAACCGGCGGCUUGCCCCUCUACAGGCAAUGCAUUCAUCCGCGGAUCCCCCAGCUAGCCGUAUUGGGAUAUUCGGAGAGCCUGUCGAACUUGUUUACGUCGGAGAUGAGGAGCCGGUGGCUGAUGGAGCUUCUCGACGGGAAGUUUAAGCUGCCGGCGAUCAAGGAGAUGGAAGACGACGCGGCGAAGUGGGAUGGAUAUUUCAAGUGUUACGGCGACGAGUACAGCGACAGGGCCUCCAUUAGCGCCAUUCAUAUUUGGCACAACGACCAGUUGUGCAAGGACAUGGGCUGGAAGCCCAGGAGAAAACAUGGGCUUUGGGCCGAGCUGUUCGAGCCUUACGGCCCAAUGGACUACGUCUGCCCUUGAUUAGGACAUUUUAUCUGUAAAUUAUCUAUUUUUGUUCACGUUUUCCUUCUAAAAUUACAAACCUGUGCUAUUCUCUAAAACUGGUCACUAAAGAGUUCAAGGUUUG